Molecule: messenger RNA, 939 nt
Organism: Cyphellophora europaea CBS 101466
Lineage: Eukaryota; Fungi; Ascomycota; Eurotiomycetes; Chaetothyriales; Cyphellophoraceae
Exons: 3
Coding region: 1-939 (312 amino acids)
Biological process (GO): monoatomic ion transport
Cellular component (GO): endoplasmic reticulum; plasma membrane
Molecular function (GO): monoatomic ion channel activity
Source: RefSeq, a predicted model, not a curated record
AUGACCAACGGCGCUGUUCGACACAAUGGCUUCACCAACACGGUGACCACCAAUAACCAUAUCACAAGCCGCGGAAGUGAUUGGUAUUUCGCCGUUUGUGCGGUGAUGGCCGUUAGCACCUUUGUCAUCAUGGGACUCUCUUUCCGCAAGCAUCGGAGUCAGAGACUGUUUCACUACAUCACCGCAGCCAUCACCUUGGUUGCCGCCAUUGCCUACUUCGCCAUGGGAUCCAAUCUGGGUUGGACAGCCAUCCAGGUCGAAUUCCAGCGCUCGGAUCCCAAGGUCUCGGGCAACAUGCGCCAGAUCUUCUACGUGCGCUACAUUGAUUGGUUCGUUACGACACCGCUGCUGUUGGCCGACCUGCUUCUGACUUGCGGUCUGCCUGGUCCAACCAUCCUGUACGUCAUUCUCAUGAAUGAGAUUAUGAUCGUCACCGGUCUCGUCGGUGCCCUGGUCAAGUCGAGCUACAAGUGGGGCUUCUAUACGUUCGGCUGCGCCGCCUUCCUGUUCGUCGCAUACUCGGUCGUUUUCGAGGGCCGCACGUACGCGAAAGCUCUGGGUGCAGACAUCCACCGAACCUACGUGAUCUGCGGCGUAUGGACCAUCGGCUUGUGGUGUCUCUACCCCAUUGCCUGGGGUCUGUCCGAAGGAGGCAACGUCAUUGCUUCGGAUUCCGAGGCUAUCUUCUACGGUAUCUUGGAUCUUCUCGCCAAGCCAGGCUUCGGUGCUCUUCUCCUUUGGGGCCACCGCGGCAUCGACCUCGCCCGUCUAGGUCUGCACUUCAAGGACCCCGAGGAGCGCGCUGCGCAUGUCAGUGAGAAGAAUACCCGCGGCAAUCACCCGAAUAAUGGUGUUGAUGGUAGCAAUGGUGUCACCACUGGCCAUGACGCCCAUCACACUACCACGACCACAACUACGACUGCUGGGCAGCAGGUGUGA